AUGCUUUGGGAUCUUCCUGACUUUGAGAUUGAUGCCAACAGUGCAGAUAUCAUGUCGGCAGCUGACACUCGACUUCCCCCAGCAAGUCUCGGGCGCGGCCAAGGGCGCUUCCCUCCAUACCUUUCUGCCGUACGAAUCCCAAGCGCCGUCCGGUAUUGCGAAGCUAUAAUUCUUCUGCUUUGUCGAGACCACGAAAGCCCCCGUGAGCCCUAUUGGAUGGCAAUCUUAACCUACCUGCUGGAAUACGUCGAUGAAACGGAUAUCUUCCAAGAGAAUUGGUUGAGGGAGGGCUAUGAAACAAGGGGAUCCGAAAAUGUAUCUACACCUGAAGAUGCUUCGCGAUGGUUUUAUCAAAAGUAG
Monascus purpureus is the source of this 360-nucleotide messenger RNA. NCBI's taxonomy places the organism in Eukaryota, Fungi, Ascomycota, Eurotiomycetes, Eurotiales, Aspergillaceae. The record is from the annotation of a GenBank genome assembly.